AAGGCAUGUUGGUUGGGUUCGACGCGCACAUGCGUUCAUCAAAGGGGUGGGUACUGCAAACGCCCGUGAGAGUUUUUCAUAGGAGACGGCUUUCCUCUGCAUGUGCUAGAUAGAAGCUUGCUUCCUGAAGGUCUCUCCGGGAGUAGUAAGGAGCUUUCUUUCGCAGAGUGAGGGCUAGGACGUGACAACGUGGACCCAGGGUACAUACGACGCAAGGCGAGGCGAAGCACAGAACUAUGCAUGCGAGGAUAUGCUGUUCGAUUCGUGGCUUGUUAGGGAGGGUAUUCGCAACCUGACCCAGCGACCACGUAGGCAAGCACGAACGACGUCACUUGCACAAACAAUGCCAAUAGCGCUACAAGGACACGUCUACUAUAGCCUGCGCGGGCUCAGAGACACUAUGGGGUGGUGCGACGUGCAAGAAGUCGGUGAUGAGGGCGCCGGAUGCGUUCGAGCCGGGUUAGUUCAUUCUGAGCUUGGAGAGGAGAUCGAACACGGACGUAUUAGCUAUGUAUUGCAUCUCUCGGUUAUCUCGUCGCUCCUCGCUUAUAUACGUCUCUCUUCUCUCUAUAUUCGCCGCCGAAGCGGAUCACAGAUUUUCACCGUCUGCACGGCAAGGCUUCAAUGCAGGAACCACGUCACAUGGAACGAAGGCAUUAUCUACGAUGCCUUUAUCGCCGCUCCUGACCCGCAGGCAUAUCAAGAGGGAGGAUUGCUCUCCUGUUCUUCAUGGAAACUCCCGGGGAGUAAUCGCUAUCUCGAUUCCACUAUCCAGCGGCCCGCUACAUUCAAUCAUCGCCAUUAUUGUUCAAAACACAAUGGCCACCCCGACCGCACGGUUUCGCUGUAUCGGUAAAGGCUUCUGCGGAAGCGUCUGGGCUUUGGAUAACGGCAGUGUUAUUAAGAGAGGAGAUGGAGGUCUUCAGAGCCCUAUCGACUGUUCAAAGCAAAUUGGGAUGAGGCUUCCUGACGUGCUUCAGGGCCCUAUCAUUUGCCGAGCCUCCUGAUUGCCGUUGCCUGCCCCCGCCUCGGCGCCCGGUGGAGACUACCACAUACGAGUGAUGUGGGGUGUGGGAUAUAGGAUAAGUCAUCCUGGG
Trematosphaeria pertusa is the source of this 1097-nucleotide messenger RNA. RefSeq lists its product as uncharacterized. The record is from RefSeq and is a predicted model, not a curated record. Bases 251 to 856 code for a protein of 201 amino acids. The transcript has a single exon. NCBI's taxonomy places the organism in Eukaryota, Fungi, Ascomycota, Dothideomycetes, Pleosporales, Trematosphaeriaceae.